This is a messenger RNA of Cyanidioschyzon merolae strain 10D, 1452 nucleotides long. RefSeq lists its product as hypothetical. Bases 1 to 1452 code for a protein of 483 amino acids. The transcript has a single exon. Gene Ontology annotation, molecular function: DNA binding. Lineage: Eukaryota; Rhodophyta; Bangiophyceae; Cyanidiales; Cyanidiaceae. The record is from RefSeq and is a predicted model, not a curated record.
AUGGGGUACACGACCCGGAGGGUUUUAACCGGUACUCAGAAGCAUCAGCUGGUGUGGCUACGAUAUACCGACCAUUAUGCACGUCCCAGUGCGGUAGUGGCUUGCUUUAUCUGCUCUACUGCACAAGGCACGCGCUGGCGCGAGACGUGCUGCAGAGAAUGGAGCGGCGAGCAGCUGCUGGCUUGGUGUUUGCUGCCGCGUGUUUUGAGAAGCAUUCACGCACCAGCUAGCUCUAGGCUGCAAGCGCUUUACGUUUGUCGGAGGGAGGCGUCUGUGCCCGUACGGAGUGACGCCCAGCAAGGGGUCAGCACGGUGCAGCAGCAGCAGCAGCAGCUGCUGCAAACGAAGCGCAAGACCUCGUUCCGAAGAGUCCACUCGAUUCUGCGCACAGCCAUGUCCCGCCAGGAGCCGCAAGCCGGAGACUCGAAGAAUAAAGCACGUGCGGGGAAAGCGCUGAAGGCGUCAGGAACUCGUACGGAUGCAGGAGUAGCGAGCGUCACAAACUGCCUCGCAGCGCUGCUGGCAACGGGGUUCCCCGACCCCGAAACGGUACUGCUGUUCUUCCAAGUGUUGCUGUGCCUAUCUGACGACACAACGACGCAGCGCUCGACACAGUCACGGCGUGCCGAGACUCGAGCGAGAAUCUCCGCGGCGCUGCGCGGGCGUAAAAGGCCACCAGAGGUGUGCCAGCGGAUCGCCGCAUCCUUACGCGGGCGCUCACUGAGCGACGCUCACCGUCGUCGCAUACAAGCGUCGCUAUCGGGAGAGCGCAACCCUAUGUUUGGACGACGGCGCAGCGAAGAGGAACGAGCACGAAUACGGGAGUCAGUGCUGCGGACCCUGGAAGAACGCGGCCGCAAAUCAUCAAAGGCCGCCUCUAGCGAAACACAACCAGCGGAUGCACAAGCACUGGAGCGCCCGGACUCUAUAAACAAACAGCAACAUCAGCGUUCGCUUAGCAAAGAAGCGAAUUCACUGCCGCUCGAUGAACUGGUGCAAGCGAUUUGGCUCCAAGCCCGCGCAGCCGGGGCGCUCCUCGAACACGCGGAGAGGCAAGUGCUGACCGAGCCUUCAAACGCAAGUUACGAGAGGCGUGCUCGCAUUGGACGCGACAACGGGUUUGGCGAUCAGACCAGCGCAGUAGACAAACGGAUGGAUGCGGCCGCUGGAUACAUGCGGGGCGCUGUGGAGUCCCUAGCCUUGUCGCAUCCUGUCCAGCGAAGUGCGCCCUCUUCUGCGCAUCUCGUGUAUACAAGUGCGGAUCUAGCACGCAGAACGCCUUGUACAACCUGCAAUGGUCGUGGUCUCGUACUCUGUCCGCACUGCGUGAAAAGGUUUGGACACAGCAGCAAGACAUGUUCGCACUGCGGCGGGAGCGGUAUGGGGAUAUGUGAUCAUUGUCAGGGCACCCAUGUGGUGAUGCCGUCUGACGCGAAUAGCUACAGAACCUAA